AUGCAGAACGACGCCGGAGAACUUGUUGAGCUCUACGUGCCGCGAAAAUGUUCGUCCUCGAACCGCAUCAUCGCCGCCAACGACCACGCUUCCAUCCAGAUGGAUUUUGUCGACGUUGAUCCCGAGACUGGCCGCAUGAUCCCCGGAAAGGUAACCCGCUACACGAUCGCCGGCAGCAUCCGACGCAUGGGCGAGGCUGACGACUGCCUUCUUCGACUGGCCAAGCGCGAUGGAUUGGUGCCAGCUGACAAC
Molecule: messenger RNA, 252 nt
Organism: Mesorhabditis spiculigera
Lineage: Eukaryota; Metazoa; Nematoda; Chromadorea; Rhabditida; Rhabditidae
Source: the annotation of a GenBank genome assembly